Messenger RNA from Racocetra persica, 140 nucleotides. Lineage: Eukaryota; Fungi; Glomeromycota; Glomeromycetes; Diversisporales; Gigasporaceae. The record is from the annotation of a GenBank genome assembly.
AUGAAUGAACAUAAUAUUACGAGAAACGGAAGAAGAAAGAAGGUUGAUAAACUUAAUACUGCUGAUGUUAAAUAUAGACUAGAACUAAGAAAGUCCAAAAUUAUAAGGAUAUAUAUUGCUCCUAAAAUUAAAUUAGCAAA